AUGGAUGUCGUGCCAGCUGAGUCGCAGUUUGCCACCAAAGUGGUGGUAACAUGGUUUCCUUUGUUCGUUGGUUACGGCGUCUACUUGAACGCCAGCCUUGGAAAGGCUUCUGGAAAUUUUGAGCCCAUGAACGAGGACAGUGAUGAGCUGGACAGUAUGGGAGGAAUCACAAGCGUGGAUGGAAUGAGCAGCGUAGAGACAAGCUCUGGUGACUUUUAUAGCGAUGAAGAUGGAGUUGAGAUCGUUGGAGGUCAACCAGCCUUCUCGCUGAAGGUUUGCGAGAUGCUCACGUUGUUGCACCACGCGAACUACGAAGAGUAUGAAGGUGCCAGCAACAUGCUGCACAUGGUGGAUGAUCUGUCUGCAGAUGAGGACUCCCCAAAUGGUUGA
Molecule: messenger RNA, 390 nt
Organism: Cladocopium goreaui
Lineage: Eukaryota; Dinophyceae; Suessiales; Symbiodiniaceae
Source: the annotation of a GenBank genome assembly